Messenger RNA from Bombyx mori (domestic silkworm), 964 nucleotides. RefSeq names its product RNA binding motif protein X-linked 2 (gene Rbmx2). Gene Ontology annotation, cellular component: catalytic step 2 spliceosome; U2 snRNP; precatalytic spliceosome. Gene Ontology annotation, molecular function: RNA binding. Gene Ontology annotation, biological process: mRNA splicing, via spliceosome. Lineage: Eukaryota; Metazoa; Arthropoda; Insecta; Lepidoptera; Bombycidae. The record is from RefSeq and is marked provisional.
CAUAACCUCGAACUUUCUGUAUGAAUACUUUUUUCGCGUCAAAUGGCCUUUAACCACAGUCUUCCAAUUUUCUUGUCCUUCGGGAAUUGAUGUACUCCAAUUUCUGAGCAUAUUGGUACAAAACAACGCGUCAUUGUGCUUAAAAUAAUUUUUAAUCAAAAAUUCCAAUACAAAUAUUGAAUGUUAUGGGAACAAUGCACACCAGCGCCACUUUGACAGUUGCCAACCCCAUUGUGACGUCUACCUUGACGAUUUUUCUAAUAUUUAUGGAAACUUUAAACAAUUUUAACUCGUAAACCGUGAGCCGUGAGUUAAGCCGGUCAUAAUGAAUCCAAUGACAAAUGUGAAGAAUGUUUUAAAGCUUAGUGAACAUGAAUUAGGAAGCAGCUCAAAAACUUCUUGGCAUGAUCAAUAUAAGGACAGUGCAUGGAUAUUUGUUGGUGGACUUCCAUAUGAUUUGACUGAAGGAGAUGUUAUAUGUGUAUUUUCUCAGUAUGGUGAAAUUGUAAAUAUAAACAUGGUAAGAGAUAAAACAACUGGGAAACCAAAAGGAUUUGCAUUUUUGUGCUAUGAGGAUCAGAGAUCAACAAUUUUAGCAGUUGACAAUCUGAAUAGUAUUAAGAUUCUUGGGCGUACAUUACGUGUUGAUCAUUGUGAACAGUAUAAGGUUCCAAAUGCAGACAUGAGCAAAAUUGAUGAAGUCACAGCUGCAAUAAGGAUGGAAGGAUGUGCUCCAGUUGCCCCAAAAAUUGAAAUCGUGAAAAAGGAAAAUGUAAAAGAAGGGAAAGUAAAGAAAAAGAAAAGCAAAGAGAAAAAGAGCAAAAAAAAGAAGAAAAAAAUUAAAGGUUCAGGCACUACUUCUAGUGAAUGAAAAUGUAGAGCGUUCUUUUGAUUUAGCUUUUUUAUUAUAAAAUAAACUGGAUCGCAAACUGGACGCAAAUCAUGAUUCCUAUGGUUUCUGUUG